Messenger RNA from Corylus avellana, 1753 nucleotides. NCBI's taxonomy places the organism in Eukaryota, Viridiplantae, Streptophyta, Magnoliopsida, Fagales, Betulaceae. The record is from RefSeq and is a predicted model, not a curated record.
CUGGGUCCGAAUCGUUCGUGGGGUGCAGUUAUUUUUUCCCAUUGGCAAAUGUCUCCAAGUCAAGGCGGCACAGAACCCAAGGCGUUCCUUCCAGAGCGGCUCAUACACUUCCCAAUGCCCCCUGCAUCUGAGCCAAUAAACUCCCUCCUCAUGCUGUCCAGCUAUCUCCCAAUGUCUGAAACCUCAAUCAAUAUCAGCCGUCCCCGCUGUCUCUUCCCCUGGGGCCAAGAACCGGAUCUUUCAAUCUGGUCUCAAGAUUUUUUUUUUUUUGUGAACCAUCUGAGUUAUGGAGACAACUUGUGUUAUUCAAAAAACCCAAAAGAAGCAGAAACUGAGUGAAAAAGAGGACAUUGAUGGGAACAUAAAAGGCUUAGGUAGCUUACCUGAGGAGGUUCUUCGACACAUACUUUCCUUUCUUCCAACAAGAGAUGCUGUUAGAACGAGCGUACUUUCUAAAAGGUGGGAAUACCUGUGGGUUUCUAUUCCCAAUCUAGAUUUUGACAGAUACAUAUAUGAUAAGAGAAAGCUUGUGGAGAGAGAGCUUUUGAUGAAUUUUGUGGACAGGGCACUUUGUCUUCGUGAUUCUUCCUCUGUUAUAAAACGAUUCACUCUCUGUUGUGAUGAACUCGGUGACGGUUUUGAUGUUGUGUAUGAUUCUCGUAUUUAUUCUUGGAUCUCUACAGCGGUAAACCAUAAUGUUCAAGAGUUGAAUCUUGAUAUUAGAUACUUUUCACUGCCUUCUUGCUUGUUUACUUGUAAGACACUGACAAGCUUGUACCUUAAUAUGUGGUGGAAUAUACUCAAGCCUCCCACUACAAUUUGUUUCUCAAAUCUAAAGAUUUUGACUAUCGAAAGGGUUAAAUUUUCGAAUGAGUACUUAACACAGCAGCUAUUUUCUGGCCUGCCAGUCCUUGAAGAGUUGAAAUUAGAAGAUUGCAGCUGGGGGAAUCUCAAGUUUGUGACCAUUUCUGCUCCCAAGCUACAUUCACUGAGCAUAUUCGAAAUGCUAGAUGAUGAUAUUGAGAGAUCUAGUGAUUUGUGUCUGGUUAUGAUUGUUGGAGAUAGUCUAAAAGAAUUUUAUUACAAGGGUCUUAUGUCCGCGGAAUAUUGCUUAUAUAAUUCAUUCUCAGUUGAAAAGGCAGAGAUUGUUACUAAACCUGAAUAUGAUCGUAAACCUAAAAAUAUUGCUCGCUUCUUGUGGAACCUUCUUAUAGGGCUCUCUGGCGUAGAACUCCUAAGACUUUCCUCUGACAUGGUUAAGGUUCUGAGUAAUUCUCCAGAAUUCCUACCUCAUAUGCCUAUGUUCAAUAACCUGAUCGAUUUGAUAAUAGUUGACAAAAGCGUUGAUCUUGACUGUACAGUACUAUUGAAGAUACUGCAAAAAUCUCCGUGUCUUCAGACUUUGAACUUUUCUGAGGGGAUCAGUCUAUCCUUGAAUCGGGAAGAAGAUGAUAUGAUAUUGGACCCGGUGCCACCAUGUUUCUUGUCCCAUCUCAAGUGGAUUAAAGUUGGUAAUUAUUUUGGCAAUGAGAAUGAGCUUUUUGGGGUAAAGAUUUUGCUAGAGAAUGCGGUUGUCUUGGACAAAAUAAUUAUAACUUGCCCAGUUUCUUGUUAUAAGAAAUUUGAGAGGCAAGUGAAGGUAUUUACACAGUUGUUCGAGCACCCUAGAAGGUCGCAAAAUUGUAAAAUCAUUUUGGAAUUUCUGUAAAAAAAGCUAAUUAAAUUUCUUUAUUUUUGGAAAAGGUUAGAGUAU